Striga asiatica is the source of this 757-nucleotide messenger RNA. NCBI's taxonomy places the organism in Eukaryota, Viridiplantae, Streptophyta, Magnoliopsida, Lamiales, Orobanchaceae. The record is from the annotation of a GenBank genome assembly.
UUUAUAUCUCCCUUCAAUUGUCGUCACAGAAACCCUAGAGCUGAACAAAAAGAAAAACUGAUAAAACCUAAAUCCGAACCACGAGACUACACGAAAAUGACGCAGAAGGGAAAUCUGUUCAAAGGACAGCAGAAAAAGAAAUCAAUUCCUCCCAAUCGACAUGGCAAAGUCAAUCACACGCGAAAAGGGAAGAGAGUGGUGAAGCCAUCGAAGGUGACUAAAGAGAUGGAGACAGAAAAGGAGCUCAGUAAGUUCAUAAACCAGUGCAAUGAGAUAAAAGCCGCAACAGUUGCUAAUAAAGAUGGUGGACAGCUGAGUAUUGUUAAGACACAGAUAGGUUCAUCAACUGAUGCCAAGAAGUAGGUUUCACCUUGAACAUAAAGUUGUUUUUUGUGUAGUGGUGACACAGUUUUGUCCUUUGAUUGUGUAAGAAUAGUGUCGUUUUUGAACUAUAAAAAAUAUUUGGUGCCUUUUUCUUUUAAUAUGACCAGCCAAUUUCAUUCCCUUGAAAACGUAAUGCUAUGAUUGUUGUUCGUGUAUAUAGGGAAUGGGAGUUGUUCAUCCUUGGAUUAUGUCAGAUUUCUUCAUUGUGUUCUUACUUAAGGUUCUGAUGGAGAUUAGAAAAUAUUUUAUUUAAAUUAGAUUUUUUAUUUAUUUUUUAUUUAGGAUAGUUAUUAUUACUAGUAUUUAUUCCUUGUUGGACAAGGUUAUUUCAAGUAUAAAUAUAUCAUCUAUGAAAUAUGACAGUCAUUAGGAG